AUGAACGUUCGACUCGACGUCUUUUCAUUUCAGAUUGUUUCAAAAUAUUUCUUUUAUAAAGAAGAUUACAUUAAUUCUAUUUUGAUAUGUCACAAGUUUAUGUGUAUUCUAGACCGUUUUCGUUACAAUCCAAUACCUGUCAAUUCCACAAAACUUUUCCCUUUCAUGGAAACUCAACAUAUUUACACAAAAGAAGAUGUUUUUAUUGAUGAUAUCGAGCACUACGUUGUGUGGUAUUCUGUAACACUUGAUGAGUUUCUAAACGAUUUACAAGACCGGGACAUCACUUUUAAAAACAUUGAAUUUUCAAACCCAAACAAUAUCAUUCAAACACUCGCGUCCAUUUCUCUCAUUCCAAAUAUCAAAAGUUUGGGAAAAGAAUUUUUAAAAUUUUUUAGAGUUGAGAAUUUUCAGGUUCCAAAUAAUAUCACAGAAUUAAAGCCACGCUGUUUCAAAGGAAACUCCCUUUCUUCGGUGACAUUAUGUGAUUAUAUUGAAACCAUUCCAAUGCUUUGUUUUUCGGAAUGUCUUCACCUUAUUGAAGUGGUCAUACCAACAAGUGUUAAAAGUUAUGAUAUGAUGGCGUUUAGCAGUUGUGGGUUGACAGCAUUUACAAUUCCAGACCAUGUCAUAUACAUUGGAGAUCGCUGUUUUGAGCGUUGUUUAAAUUUAGUUCACAUUUCUAUUGGACGUGGAAUUCAAGUCAUUCCGGAUUCUGCUUUUUCAUUUUGUGAAAAUGUGACUUUUAUUGAUCUUCCAGACACAAUCAAAGUUAUCAAAAGUUCCGCAUUUUUCAAUUGCAGAAAUUUGGAAAAUUUGAAAAUACCAAAAAGUGUUUUAAAAGUUGGAAAUGCCGCUUUUUGUUCUUGUAAAAGUCUUAAAGAACUCGUUUUCCCGGAGAAUUGCGAAUUGGUUGCAUCGACAUUUGUUUUGUGCUCAAAUUUGACUAAAUUUGUUGUACCAACAAUUAACAAUAAAGUGAGACACGUCAUUUCAUUUGAAGAAAUUUCCAUUUAUGAGAAAUUUUAUGAAAAUUUUGAGAGUUCAAAUAACUACUAUAAUUUGUUUGAUACAAAUAACGAAUUUGUUAAUGACCAAAAAAUAACAGAACUUUCCGUUUUUGAAGAUGAAAGUUUUGAUAAACUUGGAGAUGUUGGUUUUAUUCCAGAAAAUUAUAAAACAGUCAAAAAUGUAAGUUUCUUUAAUUGUGAACAAAUUAAAUCUUUUUAUUUUUGUGAAAGUGUCACACAAUUGAAAAAAGUUGGAUUUUAUUACUGUACAAAUUUGGAGUACGUUGUAAUGUCUUCCUCUGUUGAAAAACUUUGUGAUUUUAUGUUCAACAAUUGUAUUAAUUUGAAAUGUAUCAAAAAUAUGAAUAAUAUAAAACAUGUUGGAAAAAAGUGCUUUGAAAAUUGUGAAUCACUUCAAGAGCUUAAAAUUAAUCAAAAUGCAACAAUAGGAUUUCGUAAUUUUGAAAAUUGUAUUUCGCUCACUAAAUUAGAAGUACCAAAUUAUAAAAAUAAAAUUUUAUUUGAUGUGACUUUUAAGGAGAUCAAUACAUUUCAAAAAUUUGGGUAUGAAUGUGACAAAAUUGUAUUUAUUUUUGAUAAAAAUAUGUCAAUUUCAGAUUUUGAAAAAAUCACCGAUAAAAACAAAUUAUAUUCAUUUGGUGGGGUGUAUUCAACACAUCAAGAUUUAAAUGUAAAAAUACCAAAUAAUGUAACACGAAUAAUGAAAAACUUUUUUGAUAUUAAAAAUCUUGAAAGUCUUGAUUUGGGAAUUGUAAAAGAAUUGGGAAACCAAAGUAUUCGAUGUGAUGUUCAUUCUUUAACAAUUCCAACAACUCUAACUAAACUUGGAAACAACAAUUUUGUUAAAUGUAAAAAUUUAAGUUCAAUCAAUUUAUGUGGAAAACACUGUUUUACUCUACCACUCAAUAAAACAGAGAAAGGAAUAUUUGAAAAAUGUGGAAUACACUGUGAUUGUACUAUUUUCGGAGACAGAGAAUUUGAACAAUAUGGAUUUAUUCCCAAAAAUUUUAAAUUUAUUAAGUUAGUCUUUGAAAGCAACAAAACAUUCCAAUUACAAAAAUUUGUUGUUCCCAACGAAAUUAUUUCAAUUAAAAAGUCGUGUUUUACACAUUGUUAUAAUUUACAAAAUGUCAUAUUGUCUAAUUCUCUCACGGAAAUCGCUGAUUAUGCCUUUGCUGAUUGUUUUUCACUCGUUUCCAUCACACUUCCACAAACUUUAAAAAUUAUUGGAAAACAUGCUUUCUCUUCAUGUGUAAAUUUGGUUCAAAUUGACAUUCCAAAAUCAGUAGAGUAUAUUGGUGAUAAUGCAUUUUCUAUUUGUACACAAAUAAGUUCCGUCACAACUCCUGAUACGGUCUUUUCGAGUAAAAAGGUGUUUAAAAAAUGUUAUUCACUCUCUUCAAUUUCAAUUAUAGAAAAUAAAAAGGAAACGUGUCAGGUGUACAAUUCCACGUUUUGUCAAUGUACCAAAUUAACAGAAAUUUUUUUCCCAAAAUGUGUUACUGAAAUCUGUUCAAAUGGGUGUUGUGAAUUACUUUUUCUUCAAGAAUUAAGUCUUCCUGAAAGGUUAAUCAAAAUUGGGAAAUCUGCAUUUGAAAAUUGUACAUCUUUAAGUAGAAUACAUUUGGGAGAAAAACUUGAAGAAAUUGGAGCAUUUUGUUUUUGUAAUUGUGUUUCACUUCAAACUAUAGAAAUACCAAAAUCAGUAACUUUACUUGGGUUUUGUUCAUUCAAAGAUUGUAAUAAUUUAAAACAGGUUGAAAUACACAACAAUAUACAAAAAUGCUCACAAAACGCAUUUGAAGGUUGCAAAAAUAUCACAGAAGUAUUAUUUGAUAACAAAACAAUCACACAAAUCAAAAUUCCUGUGACUUAUGAAAUUUAUUUAAAUUUUAAAAAGAACAAAAUACAGUGCACAGAUGUUUUCUUUACGCGCAAAGACGUUAAAAGGCACUUAGAAUUUAUCAAAAAAGAUGAAAAGUUAAUUGGUAAAGUUCCUGACAAUGUUGUUGGUCUCUCAGACAAUUGUUUCAGGGGCUAUAAAACUACUCAAUUGCUUGAAAUACCUAAAAAUGUGAAAAGUUUUGGAGCUUUUUGUUUUUACAAUUCGGUGCCCAAAGAAAACGUGUUAUUUGAAAAUAAAAUGGAUAGCAUUUUCGAUACAAAUAACCACAAUUUUAAUUGA
This is a messenger RNA of Entamoeba invadens IP1, 3216 nucleotides long. RefSeq lists its product as hypothetical. NCBI's taxonomy places the organism in Eukaryota, Evosea, Mastigamoebida, Endamoebidae. The coding region runs from base 1 to 3216 and encodes 1071 amino acids. The transcript has a single exon. The record is from RefSeq and is a predicted model, not a curated record.